UUUUCAAAUGGAGUCAUUUGCCAUUGUUAACGCAAAGUGUUUGUUUUUGUCUCUGACAUUCCAAAGGAUAUUGCAAUGCUGUGAAAUAAACUAAAUUUGAUUUAAUGAAAUACAUGUCUCGAAAUGUUGAGUGACCCACAACCGGAAGUCAAAACUUAUUGAAUAGCAACUAUGCUGAUAGGCGAUAUUUAGCCAAAAGAAAGAUUUAUUUGAAAUGAGCUAUUAGAUGUAGGUUGUUAUAUGAAGUCCAUAUGUAAAUUUUUAAAAAAUUUGUCAUCGCUUCAAUUUAUACUUUUAAAGACGAUCUUACUAUGUUUUAAAUAUCCAGCAUAAUUUAACUUGUUUGGCAGACAAACACUUAUCCUUUUUUUCUAAGCCAAUAUUCAAUGUCAUGCUUGAGGUGAACUUGAAAAUUUGUGUGGGCGAACAAAUCGGAAGCGCAACCAAAGUUGAAGGUGGCAAAAAGUUUCAAUAAAUCGAUGCCAUCGUUUCCAUGGCAAUUGAAAGUCCUUUGCAGGGCCAAACAUGUCAGAAAUAUUGCCGUAAACAAAAUAAAACUGAUGCCAGUCUAAGAGUAAAAUGGGAAUGUUGCACAAUUUGGCUGAUUUGAUAAAGAUAAAAAAGGAUAAAAUGACGAUUCUGGUGUUGGGACUAAAUAACAGUGGAAAGUCCUCGAUAAUCAAUCAUUUUAAGAAGUCUAGCGAGCAGACCUCUAUUGUAGUUCCCACGGUUGGCUUUAUGGUGGAGCAAUUUUAUAGCAUGUCUGGUGUUUCCAUCAAGGCAAUCGAUAUGUCCGGUGCCACCAGAUACAGAAACCUCUGGGAGCACCAGUUUAAGAACUGCCACGGUAUAAUAUACGUUAUUGAUUCCAGUGACCGCAUGAGAUUCGUGGUGGUUAAAGAUGAGUUGGAUCUUGUGCUACAGCAUCCUGACUUGUGCAACCGAAUUGUGCCUAUUCUAUUCUAUGGAAAUAAAAUGGAUAUGGAGGACUCUCUAUCCAGUGUAAAAAUUGCAGCGGCGCUUAGAUUGGAAAACAUUAAGGAGAAACCCUGGCAUAUUUGCUCAAGCAGUGCUGUAUCCGGCGAAGGUCUUGGAGAGGGUGUCCAAUGGCUCAUCCAGCAAAUGCGCUUCGCCAUGUUAAGCAACAAAAAUGCCGCCAAAUCCCGAUCCAAGCACUCCAAAUAG
Molecule: messenger RNA, 1185 nt
Organism: Drosophila eugracilis
Lineage: Eukaryota; Metazoa; Arthropoda; Insecta; Diptera; Drosophilidae
Gene: Arl6
Product: ADP-ribosylation factor-like protein 6
Exons: 4
Coding region: 580-1185 (201 amino acids)
Biological process (GO): cilium assembly; vesicle-mediated transport; intracellular protein transport
Cellular component (GO): axoneme; cytoplasm
Molecular function (GO): GTPase activity; GTP binding
Source: RefSeq, a predicted model, not a curated record